AUGGUGUCAUUGAUGCAGAUAAUGCUGCUGAUAAAGAUGGCAGCAGCUUCUGUUCCUGGCUCUGAAAUGGACCCUAAACGUGGACAUGGAACUGGUUUUCCUAAACAAAGUGAAGACUUGUGCCAUCAGGUCGAAAUGAUUCCCUUCAACAGCUCCAGCAACAUCUGGUGCCUGAAGGUUAAUCAAUCGCACAUCACAGAGGUUCCCCAGCACGCCUUCAGCAGCCUUCAGAACCUCAGGAAACUCAUCAUCCGGGAGAACAGCAUGCUGCAGCGUAUCAGUCAGUAUGCCUUCGCCGACCUCCCUCAUCUCACUGAAGUCUCCAUAUCUGAAAACAUGGCGUUGGAGACUAUCGGAGCUUUUGCUUUCUCUAAUCUCCCAGAACUCACUGAGAUAGAGAUAACCAAGUCAAAGAGUCUGAAGUCCAUCCAUCCUGAUGCGUUCACGAACAUCGUGAACCUUCAACGUUUGAUCAUCACGAACACGGGCCUGAAAAUAUUUCCAAACUUCUCCAAGAUCCACUCUACGACCAGAGGUUUCCUGUUCGACAUGCAGGACAACAGCGGCAUAGAGACGAUCCCUGGCAACGCCUUCAAUGGCCUCUGCACACAGCCCAUCACAGAAAUACGGCUCACCAGAAAUGGCAUCAAGGAGGUGGCGAGUGACGCCUUCGACAAAACGAAGAUGUACAGAUUGCUCCUGAGAGGAAACAAACAGCUCACUCACAUCAGUCCCAGUGCUUUUGUGGGUUCCAGUGAGUUGGUGGUACUAGACGUCUCUCAAACCGCCGUCAGCUCACUGCCAGACUCCAUCCUCGGCGGUCUCAAGAAGCUGGUUGCAGAAUCGGCCUAUCAGCUAAAGAAACUUCCUCCCGUGCAGAAGUUCACCGCACUGCGCACGGCCAGCCUGACGUACCCGUCACACUGCUGCGCCUUCAUCAACAUGCGCAGGAACAGGUGGCAUCCUCAGUGCAACCAGCCUGAGCUGAGAGGCAUCCCGGCCUUCAUCAGGGAGCACUGUUCCAACUCCACCUCCUUCAACUGCACCCCAAAACCCGACAACUUCAACCCGUGCGAGGACAUCAUGUCUCCCGUCGUCCUGCGGAUCCUCAUCUGGAUCAUCUCUGUCCUUGCUCUGUUUGGCAACGUUGUAGUUCUCCUUGUAUUGUUAGGUGGCCGCUCCAAGCUGACGGUUCCCCGUUUUCUCAUGUGCCACUUGGCCUUCGCUGACCUCUGCAUGGGUAUCUACCUGGUCGUCAUAGCAACCGUAGACCUGCUCACUCAUGGUCAGUACUACAACCAUGCCAUCGACUGGCAGACAGGCCUCGGCUGCAACGCAGCAGGAUUUUUCACGGUGUUCGCCAGCGAGCUGUCAGUGUUCACAUUAACAGCCAUCACCGUAGAGCGCUGGCACACCAUCACACACGCCCUGCGGCUCGACCGCAAGCUUCGCCUGAGGCACGCCUGCACCAUCAUGACGGUGGGAUGGAUCUUCUCCUUACUGGCUGCUCUGCUGCCCACAGUUGGCGUCAGCAGUUAUGGCAAAGUGAGUAUCUGCCUACCCAUGGAUGUGGAGUCCCUGGUGUCCCAGGCGUACGUGGUUUUUCUACUUCUUCUCAACAUCCUGGCUUUUGUCUGUGUGUGUGGCUGUUACCUCAGUAUCUACUUAACUUACCGGAAGCCUUCAUCAGCGCCAGCCCACGCCGACACCCGGGUGGCUCAACGCAUGGCCAUCCUCAUCUUCACCGACUUCAUCUGCAUGGCUCCGAUCUCUUUCUUUGCCGUCUCGGCGGCCCUGAAGCUCCCUCUCAUUACCGUCUCGGACUCCAAACUCCUUCUGGUCCUUUUCUACCCCAUCAACUCGUGCUCAAACCCAUUCCUGUACGCCUUCUUCACCCGUACCUUCCGACGGGACUUCUUCCUUCUCGCAGCUCGCUUUGGCCUAUUUAAGACUCAGGCUCAGAUUUACAGAACCGAGACUUCUUCAUGUCAGCAGCCGACAUGGACCUCGCCAAAGAGCAGCCGAGGGAUGUGCUCCUUAGCCAACACACUGAGCCUAGACGGGAAACAAGAGUCCUGA
Molecule: messenger RNA, 2079 nt
Organism: Nematolebias whitei (Rio pearlfish)
Lineage: Eukaryota; Metazoa; Chordata; Actinopteri; Cyprinodontiformes; Rivulidae
Gene: fshr
Product: follicle stimulating hormone receptor
Exons: 14
Coding region: 1-2079 (692 amino acids)
Biological process (GO): male gonad development; follicle-stimulating hormone signaling pathway
Cellular component (GO): membrane
Molecular function (GO): follicle-stimulating hormone receptor activity; thyroid-stimulating hormone receptor activity
Source: RefSeq, a predicted model, not a curated record